This is a messenger RNA of Sphenostylis stenocarpa, 2640 nucleotides long. The record is from the annotation of a GenBank genome assembly. Lineage: Eukaryota; Viridiplantae; Streptophyta; Magnoliopsida; Fabales; Fabaceae.
AUGGACUGUGCCUCCGAAGAUAGCUCCGAUAACUCUCAGCGACCGGACUCACACAACGACCAGAGAGUCUAUUUCGUUCCUCACAGAGCGUUGGUGGUUGAUUCCGUGCGUUUCAGGUGGUGGAAGGAUGCUCAGGAUUCAAUGCCUGCGGAUUCGGAUAAGAAGAAGGGAAUUGCGUAUGCCUCUUUUCCCGGUUCGUCCUAUGCUGGUCCUAUGAAGAUUAUCAAUAACAUCUUCAACUCAGAUCUUGUGUUCAGUCUUCGGAGGGAGGAGGAUUCGCAGCACAUUCGUGAAAAUGGCGAAGUUGGUGUAUCUGGACGGGACUUUGCUUUGGUAUCUGGGGAUAUGUGGUUGCAGGCACUCAAGUGCUCUGUGCAGCACAGUGAUUCAAAAAAUGUAAUGAAGGAUGACAAAGGAUUUUCAGCUACUGACAGUGAUAUGGGAGAUGUAUAUCCUUUACAACUCAGGCUUUCUGUUCAGAGGGAAACAAAUUCUUUUGGAGACAAUGCAGUUGAGCUUUAUAAAAGAGCCUGCAAAAUGUUUAGUGUGGAUUCAGAGAUGUUAUGCAUUUGGGACUAUUCAGGUCAGAUAACCUUUUUUGUGAGUGACAAAAAUCAGAUUCCAGUUGACUGUCAAAGGCAGUCUGAUCAGGAGAUUCUUUUGGAGUUGCAAGUGUAUGGGUUGUCUGACUCAAUUAGAUCUAGGGAAGGAAAAAAAGAAGAGAUGGCAAAUUUUUCUGGCAGUGCUUCACUGAAGAUGAAUGGCACUUUUGACAGCGCAAAUUCUGAUUGUACGCAUGCCAAUUCUUUGACCUUCUCUUUAGGCCCUGGUGAAGCUGGUUCCUUGGGAUUAACUGGAUUACAAAACCUGGGAAAUACUUGCUUCAUGAACAGUUCCCUCCAGUGCUUAGCACAUACACCAAAGCUCGUUGAUUAUUUUCUGGAAGAUUAUGUUAGAGAAAUCAAUCACGAUAACCCAUUGGGCAUGAAUGGUGAGAUAGCUUUGGCAUUUGGAGAUUUACUCAGGAAAUUAUGGGCACCUGGAGCAAGCCCUGUGGCACCGAGAGUAUUCAAAUCAAAACUUGCUAGAUUUGCCCCCCAAUUCAGUGGGUUUAAUCAGCAUGAUUCCCAAGAACUUCUUGCCUUUUUGUUGGAUGGUCUUCACGAAGAUCUGAAUCGUGUUAAAUGUAAGCCUUAUGUUGAAGUAAAGGAUGGAGAUGGUCGACCAGAUGAAGAGGUUGCUGAUGAAUAUUGGCAUAAUCAUUUGGCUCGCAAUGAUUCUGUCAUUGUUGAUGUAUGCCAAGGUCAGUAUAAAUCAACAUUAGUUUGUCCUGUUUGUAGGAAGGUCUCUGUGACAUUUGAUCCGUUCAUGUACUUGUCAUUACCUCUACCUUCAACAACAAUGAGGACAAUGACUAUAACUGUUGUUAGUGGCAGUGGUGAUGUAAUGUCUCCAUUAUCACCAUAUACUAUUUCUGUUCCAAAAAAUGGAAGAUUUGAAGAUCUGACCCGUGCUCUUAGCAUUGCAUGCUCUCUGGGGACUGAUGAGACCUUAUUAGUAGCUGAGGUAUACAACAAUUGCAUUAUACGUUUUCUUGAAGAUCCAACUGAUUCAUUAUCCUUAAUCAGAGAUGCUGACAAAUUAGUUGCUUACCGAUUUUUGAAUAAUAAUGUGGAUGCCCCUUUGGUUGUCUUCAUAAACCAGCGGAUGGAGGAGCAGUAUGUCUAUGGGAAGCGGACACUGAAUUGGAAGGCCUUUGGAAUUCCUGUUGUAGCUAGACUUUGUGAUGCUACAAAUGGAUCUGAUCUCCGCAAUUUGUAUCUAAAAUGGUUCCAUCCAUUUCAAAAUCCAAUUGAAGAAGCCUUAGAAAAUUGUGUUAUGUCUAAGGAAACUGAAGUUGUGGAAAUGGAGGUCACAACUCCUAGUUUAGGUUCAAAUAUGAAUGAAUUAGAUGCUCCUUCAGAUGGAGGAAUGGAGUUUUACCUUACAGAUGAAAAGGGGACUAUGCAGAAUUCCAAGAUACUGAUGAAUGAGCCCCUAGCCAGAAAUGGAGAGUUAAGGCUACUGCACGUGCUUGUGUGUUGGUCAGAGGAACAGGUUAAGAAAUAUGACACACAACUUUGUAGUUCAUUGCCUGAGGUUUUCAAGUCUGGCUUUUUAGCUAAGAGACCUCAAGAGUCAGUUUCUCUAUACAAGUGUCUUGAAGCAUUCUUACAAGAAGAACCUCUUGGACCCGAAGACAUGUGGUACUGUCCUAGCUGUAAAAAGCAUCGUCAAGCUAGUAAGAAGUUAGAUCUUUGGAGACUGCCUGAAAUUUUGGUCAUUCAUCUUAAGAGGUUUCAAUACAGUCGUUACUUGAAAAACAAGUUGGAGACAUGUGUUGACUUCCCUGUAGAUAAUCUCGAUUUGUCAGCUUAUAUUAGCCACGGGAAUGGUGAGUCUUACCAUUACACACUUUAUGCUGUCAGUAACCAUUAUGGAAGCAUGGGAGGUGGUCAUUAUACCGCAUUUGUCCAUCGAGGAGGUGAUCAGUGGUAUGACUUCGAUGAUAGCCAUGUUAAUCCCAUCAGCAAGGAGAAGAUAAAGUCUUCAGCUGCCUAUGUUCUUUUCUACAGAAGAAAUUUUGAAGUAUCAACAUAA